AUGAGCCAUCUAAACGUUCCACAUGAUGUAGCAGUUGAUCUCUACGGUAAUCUCUAUGUUGCUGAUAUGGGUAAUCAUCGUAUACAAUGUAUAAUUAUGAAAGAUGGCGUCCGAAUAGCAACUCAAACAAUAGCUGGUGUAUCAGGGAAUACAGGGAGUAGUGAUGGAUAUUUGAGUCGCCCAUGUGCCAUAGCUUUCGAUUUUAAAUGGAAUUUAUUUGUUACAGAUCAUAAUAAUCAUCGCGUACAAAAGUUUUUGUGUGAAGGAGGCGAUUUGUAUUGUUAA
Molecule: messenger RNA, 285 nt
Organism: Didymodactylos carnosus
Lineage: Eukaryota; Metazoa; Rotifera; Eurotatoria; Philodinida; Philodinidae
Source: the annotation of a GenBank genome assembly